CGACACUUACACUCCCUAAUUUGACCCUAGACACCGACGAGACGGAAGCACAACCUCUCUAAUACUACCACCCCCACCGCCUCCAUCAUUCCCUCGGAUCCCAAACGCGUCGCUCCGCCUCAGCGCCCAGCGCCCAUGGGGACUGCGGUCGACUCAGGGCAGUCCCUGCUCCUCCAACAAGACGGGACCGGCGGUGUCUACUCGACCCUCCCCAUCACCCUGACCAAGGGCCGCCCACCGAAAGAGGCGCUCCAGAACCAGCGGACCAUCCGCUUCGAGGUCCGGUCUCUCGAGGAGUUCGAAUCGACGCUGCGGGAACAUCUCGACAGCAAUCCCGAACACCCGGAGAAUAUCCUCGCCAGGUUCAGUUUCUGGACGGGAGCCAGCUUUCUCGUCACCGCGCCGCAGGAGAUCACGCUCCGGCAGCAGCAGCAGCAGCUUGCGAAUGCUCCGCUUCCUACACCUCCGCUCGAGGGCCAGCAGGGGCAGAGCCAGCACCAACAUCACAAUGCACCUCCAGGCUACCAACCCGCCAUGGCCCCGGGCGUCCCUCAGUACGGCAACGCCCAUCUGAACCCUCCAAACAGCUACCACUCCUCCGCCGCUCCCACCGCUCCACCAGCUCCCAAUUCCUCCAACCCCCCACAACAACGCUCCAACGAGAAAGUCACCAUGACCAUCGACUCCGUCCUCACCCCCACUCUCUCCCGCGACGACCGCCUAACCAAGAACCGCCAACUCGUCUUCGCCAAAGCCCUCAUCGCCGCCGUCCAACGCGCCGACGGCUUCCGCUACUCGUUCCACAACAGCUGGUACAGCGGCCGCGACCACCGUGCGUUCGGCUUCUCCUACUACUGCAACGACAGCUUCCUGAAUAAAGACCGCGCGGCGAAUGGCAAGGGCACGAAGCUGGGGAAGAGGGCUACGAAGCCCGUGUUCCCUUGUGGGGGGUUGGUUCGGAUGCUGUUCUCGGCGGUGGAAAAGACGCUGGUGCUCGAGUAUAGGCAUAAUCCGUGCCACAAGACGUAUGCGGAGCGGGCGCCACCGCCGAGGCCGAAUGCGAAGAGGAGGAGGGUGGACGGGGAGGGUGAGGCGGAGGCAGCUGUGGAUGGGAAUGGUCUAGGGGUGAUGGCGCGACCGCCGAGGCCGAAGAAGAGAAAGGAGAAGGCGCCGUUGAUUUCGGUGGAGAGUGAAUUGCUGGCGCAGUCGAGGUUGUCGAUGCUGGACCUUAUUCGGACGGACCCGUUGCCGGGGAUGGCGCCGGCAUCUUCGGCGGAUGGAGGACUCAAUGGUCAGGGUAAUGGGGGAGGGAAUGUGAAUGGGGCUGUGGCAGCGCAGGCGCAGGGGCAGCCGAAGCCUCCGAAGAGGUCGAGGAGGAGCUGUGAGAUGUGCCAUGCCAAGCGGGCGAAGUGCGACGCCGUCCGUCCCACUUGCUCCACAUGCCGCGACAAGGGCCGCCAAUGCAUCUAUUCCGCAGAUGAAGACGGCCAACCUGCGGCUGAGCAAGAGCAAGCUCAAGACCCGGAGGCUCUAGUCGCGGAGCUGCGCAAGAAGUUGGCGGAUAUGGAAGAGAAGUACGCCGAGGCACAGGCACAGAUCCGCGAGUUCCAGGCCAAGGAGAAGGAGAGGGAGCGGGAGAGAGAAGUGAAAGCUUCCACCAGGGCUCAGCCAGUUGGCUCGGGGAUGGCCAUCCAAACGCAGUCGCAUAUACAGGUGCAACAACAACAGCCGCAGCAGCAACAGCAACAACACCAAGUACGCACGCAGCCGCAGACGCAUAUGCAGCCGCCAAGGAGGCAGUCUCAUGGCAGACAGCCGUCCCAUGCCCAUGUGCAUUACCAGGCGCCUACUCGGUCCCCUCUCCAAGCCCAACCUCCCUCGCUGCAGGACCAGCUCCAAUCGCACUUACAAGACCAGUCGCAGCCCCAUCUCCAGAACCCGGCUCAGUCGUAUACACAGGUGUCUCCGACUUAUCCACCACCGAGCCAGACGCAGUCGCAGUAUCAGGCACAGCAGCCUCAGACGCAUUACCAGGUCCAGCAGGGCCAUGGGCAUGCGUUGCCUGCGGCGAGUUAUCGGCAGGCACAGGCGCAGCAGGGGCAGGCUUCGCCGUGGGUGUUUUAUCAGUAGGGGAGAUCUCGUGGACGGGCACGUGACUAGGGGCUCGUCUGGGAGUGGGAAGGGGCAAAUGAGGUUGGGUGAAUACCUGGAGGGUUUUUCCUUUUCUUUCGUACUUUGCUUAUCGGCUUUCCGCCGUGUUUUCCUGGCUGGGCAUGCUGGCAGCCACCUACCUAUCUAUGAGCGCGAGGGAACGGAAUCGAAGAUCCGGCAGUGCAGUGUUAUGAAGCUCGUCUAUACCCCCCUUAGUACUUUUGUUUAUGCGGUUAUUGGUUCUGGGUGGGAUUAUGGGUUAUGGGUUAUCUAUCUACGGGGUAUUGGAAGGGUUCUGGGAUGGGGGUAUUCGGGUUUAUGUAUAUGAAAUGACGGGUUGGCUUGAUGGGAUGGGUAAGGUUAUAUUUCUAAGUACUAUAUGUAUCGGACCGUCUCCUAGGCUUGGGAUACAAUAGUGUCUCGAUAGGAAUGCUUAUGUCGAAAUAAGAAUUUUGUGAGGG
Westerdykella ornata is the source of this 2612-nucleotide messenger RNA. RefSeq lists its product as uncharacterized. The coding region runs from base 136 to 2130 and encodes 664 amino acids. The record is from RefSeq and is a predicted model, not a curated record. NCBI's taxonomy places the organism in Eukaryota, Fungi, Ascomycota, Dothideomycetes, Pleosporales, Sporormiaceae. Gene Ontology annotation, cellular component: NURF complex. Gene Ontology annotation, molecular function: DNA-binding transcription factor activity, RNA polymerase II-specific; zinc ion binding; RNA polymerase II cis-regulatory region sequence-specific DNA binding. Gene Ontology annotation, biological process: regulation of transcription by RNA polymerase II. The transcript has 2 exons.